Penicillium angulare is the source of this 1056-nucleotide messenger RNA. RefSeq lists its product as uncharacterized. NCBI's taxonomy places the organism in Eukaryota, Fungi, Ascomycota, Eurotiomycetes, Eurotiales, Aspergillaceae. The coding region runs from base 1 to 1056 and encodes 351 amino acids. The record is from RefSeq and is a predicted model, not a curated record. The transcript has a single exon.
AUGGCAAACCAAUGGCCAAGAUAUGAUGAGUUGGAUAGCUCUAAUCUACAAGAUUCUUUCCAAUUGGCUCGUGAAUUCGAAUUACAUUGCGUCAAAGUCUUCGAUCAUGCUGCGAGACACCCAAGCGAUGCUGCCUCGGCUGACUAUGUGAUGCAAUUUGCAGCACAAGCCUACCAGGCUGUUCACAGCUUGUACAUACAAAGGCUUUCAUCUUCAUAUUGGGAUUUGAAGGUAGCGACUUCCGAGUUAGAAAGCAGGGCAAUCGAUUACAGGGAAGGCCGCGAGUCUCUGAUUCCUAAUAAUACACACCCUUGCAAGGUCCCUCCUCCCCUGGACCACCAAGAGAAGGAAAAUCUGGCAAUCGACGUAAACGAGACUAUUCCCCCUAGCGAUAUCGGAAAAGAGGAAUGUUACGAAGAACAGGAGGAGGAGGAAUCAGAAGACGACGAUGAUUGGGAGGAAUCCGAAGAGGAAACGGACGACGAGUACUACGAAUAUUACGAAGGGUCGGAUGCGGACUCAGAACUCGAAGAGUUGGCUACUGUCGAUACACAUAAUAUUGCCACUCAUUCUUCAGCGAAAGACCCGGUCGAGGACCAUAAAAUUCCCCAUAUCGUCAGCACAAGCGAGAGAGCACUUCCAAAAGACCCGACUCCACCAUCUACAACUUCGAUCCUUCAAGACCAAGCGAUGCACGACCGGAUUACUGCUGCCCUACAGCAAAUAUUCAUCCCACUCGAAGAUCCAAAUCAGACCUCCCUAGAACGAACCGAAACUCAAACCACACACACAUCCCACCCACCUGUAUAUACUAUCACACCCCCUGUCACACCCCCCGCAGACGAUACUCAAAGCGAAGCCACAGCCGCGCAAACGCAAUCAAAUCAGGAAUCUGCACAAGAAGCUUCCGCAAUAAACCGAAAAAGCUUUGAUGCCGGUCCCCUUCAUCGCAAGCUAACGAGUGGUUCCCCGAAUGGAAUGCCUCGGAGAUUGAAGACCGUUUGUUAUAAAUAUAUUCGGAGGGCCAUGGUGCCUAUUCGGGGGAAGACUCAAUGA